GCGCCUUUCAGACCGAACAAGUCCCCCUGAACGACCCAGCAGUCAUGGCCACCGACGACUACACUCCCCAGCUCGCCCAGGGCGGUCCCUCUCUCGCCGACCUUCUCACCAUCACCCCAUCCGUCUCCAUAUUCUACUCCUAUGCGCGCGAGCUCCAGCUCAGCGCCAUGUUUGCGGACCCGUCUCGCCAACUCACCCUCUUUGCGCCUACCAACAAGGCUGUCGUGAGCCUGCCUCGGAAGCCACACGAAGAUCCCAAGAUCAAAGAGGGAGUGAUCACAGAGCAGGAGUACGACACCCGCUCAAAGCACAACAUCGAGCGCUGGGUUGAGGCCCAUAUCAUACCCACAGCCGACCUUGCUCUCACUCCUGGCAAGACCGUUGAGACCAUGCUCUCCGGCAAGUCCAUCACCUUCGAGAAGCUCGAGCAGCCAGGGAAUGAGGACUGGCAGCGAGUGUCCCUGGAGGACGACGUCAAGGUCAUCGAGAAGAAGCAGGGUUCCAAUGGUAUCCUAUACAUGAUCGACGGCACAGUAUCGCCCAAUUAGGGCGCGCCCUUGACCUCUUACUUUUCCUCUUCGCCCUUGUAUCAUCAAGCUAUCGCUGUACAGUAGAUCUCUCUUCAUAUAGGAUAUCCAACAAU
Messenger RNA from Schizophyllum commune H4-8, 643 nucleotides. RefSeq lists its product as uncharacterized. The record is from RefSeq and is a predicted model, not a curated record. The transcript is spliced from 4 exons. Bases 45 to 548 code for a protein of 167 amino acids. Lineage: Eukaryota; Fungi; Basidiomycota; Agaricomycetes; Agaricales; Schizophyllaceae.